Molecule: messenger RNA, 564 nt
Organism: Fraxinus pennsylvanica
Lineage: Eukaryota; Viridiplantae; Streptophyta; Magnoliopsida; Lamiales; Oleaceae
Source: the annotation of a GenBank genome assembly
AUGCUGUCUAGUGCAUCUGCAGCUUUCUCGGUUAGAUCUGGUGUUGCAGUGAAGCCUACAUUGAAUAGUGGCUUCAGAAAUGAAACAUAUCGUUCUGAUGUUAGACCUGAAGUUGUUAAACCUAUGAUGAAUUAUGGACCUAGAAGUGAUGGAUCCAGAUUUGGAAAUGCAUCUAGUUUCAGGAGAAAGGAUAAACCAUACUGUACUCACUCCAUGGGACUCUUCAGGGAUGUCCCUAAUACUUUCCCACUUUUGGGAAACACAUUUCCCAGCACUCUGAAGCUUCUGAACCUCAGCUCUCACCUUCUCCUCCUCUUCACAAGCAAGCACACAUGUCAAAACACUUUGCUGCCCUCAACGCGUAGUCAAGGGCCUUGUUCGGACCCUCACCCGACGCAAUCGUAUCUCGAGCUAACUUGGGUAAAAAGGGGGCCGAGAUCCAAGUUUUCGAGGGAGGAUUCGUCAAAAAGGCUCUUUUCCGCAGGUGAUUUCUUCUUGUCGAAACUCCGAUCAGGAGAAGACUUAGUGCGUGAAGUGGGUGGGGAAGGGGAAGGGGAAGGGUAG